This is a messenger RNA of Sorex araneus (European shrew), 1641 nucleotides long. RefSeq names its product endonuclease, poly(U) specific (gene ENDOU). Gene Ontology annotation, biological process: immune response. The record is from RefSeq and is a predicted model, not a curated record. The coding region runs from base 73 to 1341 and encodes 422 amino acids. NCBI's taxonomy places the organism in Eukaryota, Metazoa, Chordata, Mammalia, Eulipotyphla, Soricidae. Gene Ontology annotation, molecular function: polysaccharide binding; scavenger receptor activity; RNA endonuclease activity. The transcript is spliced from 10 exons.
AGUGACGUUCCCCUCGACUCCAGUGAAAGUCUACCAGCCCGUCCCAGUUUGGUCUCCAGCUGGGCUCCAACCAUGAGGCUCUGUGGCCCCCUGAUGCUGGCCGUGCUCUGCAGCCUGGCCUGGCCUGGAAAAACGGAGUCAUGUACAUCUCGCUGCAGUGAGAAGUUUAACCAGGACGCUACCUGCCAGUGUGACCCCCAGUGUCCCCGGCACGGGGACUGCUGUGAAGACUUCGAGCGCCUGUGUACUGAUGGGGUGGACCUCGCAACGCCAGCACCCCCAGCCCCGCCAGCAACGCCAGCACCGUCCCCAGAGCCGGAGGGAGACUCGGAGAAGGCGCGGGCGAGCAACCUGUACGCGGCGCCCACGUCCUGCCGGGGCCGCUGCCACGACGCCUUCGACCGGCACCACGCGUGCCACUGCAACGCCCGCUGCCGCGACUUCGGGGACUGCUGCGAGGACUUUGAGCGCCUGUGUGGCCACGAGGGCUUCUCCCGCAGCAGCGAUGCGGUGACCCAGGAGGAGCUGCAGAGCGUCUCGGAGAAGAUCUACUCGGCAGACACCAACAAAGCGCAGAAGCAAGACAUAGUCCUCAACAGCCAGAACCGCAUCUCCCCCUCGCAGACCGGGGAGCAGGUGGACCGCUCCCCAGAGCCGCUCUUCACCUACGUCAACGAGAAGCUGUUCUCCAAGCCGACCUACGCAGCCUUCAUCAACCUCCUCAACAACUACGAGCGGAGGACGGGCCAGGGGGAGCACUUCAGCGCGCAGCAGCUGGCUGAGCAGGACGCCUUUCUGGCAGAGGUCAUGAAGACGGCCAGCAUGCAGGAGCUCUACGGCUUCCUCCAUCGCAAGAACCGCUAUAACUCAGAACAAGAGUUUGUCGAUGACUUGAAGAACAUGUGGUUCGGACUCUACUCGAGAGGCAGUGAAGAAGGAGACUCCAGUGGCUUUGAACACGUUUUCUCAGGUGAAAUCAAGAAGGGCAAGGUCACUGGCUUCCAUAACUGGAUCCGCUUCUACAUGCAGGAGAAGGAGGGCCUGGUCGACUACUACAGUCACAUCUACGACGGGCCGUGGGACUCUUACCCCGACGUGCUAGCCAUGCAGUUCAACUGGGACGGCUACUAUAAGGAGGUGGGCUCAGCUUUCAUCGGCAGCAGCCCUGAGUUCGAGUUUGCCCUCUACUCCCUAUGCUUCAUUGCCAGACCAGGCAGAAUGUGCCAGCUGAGCCUGGGUGGAUACCCCUUGGCCAUCCAGACCUACACGUGGGACAAGACCACCUAUGGAAACGGCAAGAAGUACAUUGCCACAGCCUAUGUGGUGUCUUCGACCCAAUAAGCUUCCAUCCAGAAAGGAACAGGAGGGCAGGGCUCUGUGGUGCUAGUGCUCUGGGCCGGGGAGGGUUGGAGGAGACUGGGAGGCAUUGAGGAAUUCCCCAGGAGACAGUGAGAAGAGAUCUCACGGGGAAACUGAGGGGAACAGUCAAAUCUUUGUCCUCUGGCAUUGUGCCACUGUCAACCAGGAAACGGAGUCCAGAGGUGGGAGCCUCCAAAACUCCUUGCCCAGAUGUGAUGUGGGACCAGGACCAGGUUCUUGGAUUCUCUAGGGCUCAUGUUUCCUUUUAAUGUCAAAGAUGGG